AUGGUAUCACGAAUGGCGACGUUACCAGGGUCGCUCUGGCGCCGCCACUUUACGACGUCUCCAGUCGUCCGCCGCACCAAAGGACUAAAUCUAACGCUCUAUGUAUCUCCUCUAUUGCUUCGACUUCAUCCGGACAAGAUGCAGCAUCAAGUACCUACUCUGGCACAAGAAAAUGAAGAAGCACUCAAGCAACUCAACGUUUUCUUGGAACUUGCGACUUUUGGCUGCAAUAACGACGGAUUUAAUGCUCGCAAAUAUAUCUUGGCACUAGGUAAUUGCAGUCAAGGUGUUUCAGAGGAGCCAGUGCGGUUUCCACUGGUUUUUCACGUCCCGACAGACGAUUUGGAGUCUCCAGAGCAUGUGGAUGGAUUCGUCCGUGUUCACUACACUGUUGAGAUCCCUGGUCGACUAGUGAAGCGUACGUUGUCCAAUAUAGGACGAUCAAUUAGCAUUCGAGACGAUCCAAAGGCUGCUUUGCAAGCACCUCUUGCGCGAGACUGGCAGCGCACGACGAAAAGAAUUGUAAAGGAUCUGUUCGAGGUGGCACACGUGCCGCUUGUUGUGACAGAGGAGAAUGAGGAGAAAAUGACGGCGUUGGCUGAGUGGCUGGUCGAGGAAGACACGGCUGUAGAUCAUGCCGAUAUGCACGGCGUUCGAGCCGGAGAACACAACCGAGCUAAGCAGCGAGAACAUGAACAGUUUAACAAAACGUACCACGCGAUGCUUACACACGAAAAGAAUAUGGUACACGAAAUGACGACAGGAUUGGAAGACGGACCGACAAUGCAGCACGCCGUGCUAACAAGCUUACUCCACUCGAGACUUUUUUUGCCAAAAUUUGAUGACGCGCACAUGAAAAAGAGUGCAUUCCACUGGAUUGCCAACUUCUUGCUUGUUAACUUUAUGGAGUUACGUUUGCACAGUCUUGUGUGGAACAAAGUCACGCUUUUUGUUACUGCCGAUGUGGAUGUGAAAGAGCCUCAAGUAAGUUGGGACGAAGAAUUUCCGGAGCAGGGCAUGGGGAUCCUAAUUCCUGUUGGUAUGGACGUGGACUCACUAAUUGAUUUUGUGUAUGGAAACAUGGAAGACUUGGAAUUUGCAUUGGCGGAGAAAUUGUCUCAGGAUCAAGCAGCAGUAAAGGAGAAGCAGAGACUUCGACAACGAGAGAUGAAGAAACAGAAGACGGGAAAAAAGAGACGGCCCGGCCAUUAUUAUCAGGAUGAGGUGAAUGCAAUUUUCCGUAGAGCAUGA
Molecule: messenger RNA, 1251 nt
Organism: Peronospora belbahrii
Lineage: Eukaryota; Oomycota; Peronosporomycetes; Peronosporales; Peronosporaceae
Source: the annotation of a GenBank genome assembly